CGGGCUCCUUGGUUCAUCGUUCCCCCGUCAACCGGGCCGGACCUGCUCCAUUUCUGACACGGCGAGAAAAACCCGCUAUCAUGUCGGAUUUCGAGGAAUUUGAGAAGCAGCUGAGCGAGAAUCGACAAGAGCGAGAAAGAGAGAGACACAAAAAGAGGAGUCGCAGUGGAUCCCCGGGCCGAGGCGACAAACAUCGCAGCUGGAGCAAAGACCGAGGGAGCCGCAGCCGAGAGAAACGCAGCCGGAGCAGAGACAAGAAGAGCCGGGACCGAAGGAGCUCCUCCCGGGACCACAAGAAGCACAGUCACUCUCCGAGGCGAACGAGGAAGAAAAGGACCUGCAAAUACUGGGAUGUGCCCCCUCCCGGCUUUGAACACAUCACACCAAUGCAAUAUAAAGCUAUGCAAGCGGCCGGACAGAUACCAACAAUAGCUCUGCUGGCAACAUCCACCACCACUGGAGUGGCUGCAGCGCCGACGCAAGUGCCCAUAGUUGGCAGUCAGAUGACAAGACAGGCCAGACGCCUUUAUGUCGGAAACAUCCCCUUCGGAGUGACCGAGGAGUCCAUGGCCGAGUUCUUUAAUGCUCAGAUGAGGCUUGCGGGCCUCUCACAAGCUCCGAGUAACCCUGUACUCGCUGUGCAGAUUAAUCAGGAUAAAAACUUUGCUUUCCUAGAGUUUCGGUCUGUAGACGAGACGACGCAGGCCAUGGCCUUCGAUGGAAUCAUUUUCCAGGGUCAGUCGCUGAAGAUUAGACGACCUCACGACUAUCGGCCUUUGCCCGGUAUCUCAGAGCAGCCAGCUUUCCACGUCCCAGGUGUCGUCUCCACCGUCGUUCCCGAUUCCCCCCAUAAACUGUUUAUAGGAGGCCUGCCUAACUAUCUUAAUGAUGACCAGGUAAAGGAGCUCUUGACAUCAUUCGGGCCGCUCAAAGCGUUCAAUCUCGUGAAGGACAGUGCCACGUCACUGUCAAAAGGUUACGCCUUUUGCGAGUACGUAGACAUCGGCGCCACUGAUCAGGUAACGGUGAUGUGUAGCUUCUCUGUGUUAAGACCGUUGGCCGUGCUGUUUGAUCUGCUGCUCAGAGCUCUUGGGCUGUUUCUUCAUCAGGCAGUCGCUGGGCUCAAUGGAAUGCAACUGGGAGACAAAAAGCUGAUAGUCCAAAGGGCGAGCGUGGGAGCUAAAAACGCCAAUCCUACCUCCAUCAUAGAGACCCCGGUGACGCUGCAGGUGCCGGGGCUUCAGAGGCUGCAGAACUCUGGCAUGCCCACAGAGGUGCUGUGCCUUCUCAACAUGGUGAUGCCCGAGGAGCUGGUGGACGAUGAAGACUACGAGGAGAUCCUGGAGGACAUCCGCGAGGAGUGCUGCAAGUACGGCAGCGUCCGCUCCAUCGAGAUCCCCCGGCCCGUCGACGGUGUUGAAGUCCCCGGCUGUGGAAAGAUCUUUGUGGAGUAUGUCUCGGCUGCAGACUGUCAGAAAGCCAUGCAAGCCCUCACCGGCCGCAAGUUUGCCAACAGAGUGGUGGUCACCAAAUACUACGAUCCAGACAUGUAUCACAGACACGAGUUUUAAAGCACAGACGAGUCUGACGGAGUAUCUCCCUCCUCCUUUCUGUUUGUAAGCACGGGUUCAGUCGGUUUCUUUACUCCUCUUAAUGUUGUGAACGUGUCACUAGAGACUGGACCUGCAAAAGACAUUUUACUACAUCUUCUACUUUACAAACUGAACUGCAGUGUGUGUUUCUUCGGUACUGAAUAUCUAACUCCCAGCUUUAGCCUGAUACCCCCACAUUGACCUGAACUCAUUCUGAAUUUAAAAAAAAAAAAAAAUACUGUAGUAUACAUUACCUUUGCAGUAGAAUGAAUGUGACAUGUAUCGUACCUAAACCUAAACUUAAUACUGCCUGACAAUGCCAGAGUAGCUGUCUAUCAAGUGUGCACUAUAUCGUAUGAGAAAAAAAAACAACAGUCAAAUGUUUAGAUUUCCCUCCUGAGCACAAACAUUGAUUUCUGUUCUAGACCCAGACUUGAGAAGCCACCAUAAUGCCGUGUGGCUGUGAGAAAAAAAGUUUUUAAUUUAUGUAUUUAUUUUUCCACUGUAAUAUUUUUCCUCUGUACGUCACAUAAUAAUGUUCUUAAACAAUACAGUAUACGAUGCUAUUAGCUGUACUGCUUACGUAGACCAAAUGUCGACUUGUUUUGUCAAAAGUGAGAAGAAACGUUUUGUCAGAACGGCCUCAAAGGUCAUUUUGUAAAUAUUAAACAUCAACGUCUAAACAUAAUAAGUAUAUAAAAUAGUCCGUGCGCACUGGAAGCUACUUGAAUUAGAAAAUGAUCAGAAAUGAAAAAUUAGUCGUCAGGAUUGAAAAGAUUUUAUCAAAUGCUGUUGACCGUUUUUUAAACCACUCCCCCGAACAGCGAUUGUCCAAUCAGAACUUAGCAACCAUAACUAGGGCCUUAGCAAGAGCAAUUCUCGGCAUUUAAAGAAUUUGGAGGGUGGUAUCUUUUAUUUAGCUUUAUCUUUCCAUAACUAAAAACAUUAGAUCUGACGCGUAAAGAAAGGAUUAAACUGUGUGUUCAUCAGCUCAAAUGUGACCUGCAAAUAUAUCCGGAUAACUAGCUUACUACCUACAAGCGUUAUUUCCAAAACCAAGAAAUACACAAUUUAUGAUAACUAACUACAUUAGUUUGUGGAUUUAGCUACAGGUUGUUUUAAAAAAUCACAACAUUCACAACCAGCUUUUUCUUAUUAACCCACUGUGUGGUAGCUGGUAGCUAGCUUACAACUAAACACACUGGGUAGUCCCCAUCCUAAAAGUGAAAACAUACAGUUUGAAAAUAGGAACAAGUAUGCGAGCUAAGCAGCCAAACAAAAUAACAGUCUGAUUUUAGAUUUUCCUUAUCAUACUAAUUGUACACCGAAUAACUAAGCUAGCUCUACACCGCAAUACAAUAUCAACGCUGCUUCUUAAUUAACGUGGAUCAUGAACUGGUGAGGAUAUUUAGCCUGGGACCUGUUAGAUUUGCCUGAGUUUUUUUUUUUUUUAGCGCAGUAUCAUGUAUGUAGUUAUCAAGUGCAUAUUUAAGACCCCUUUAACAAGAUUCUCAUUUAAAAUGACUCACAUGGAAACAUUAAAAUAAAAAAAUAAAAAAGUCAGCUGGAGAUGGCACUCUUCAACCAGUUCGUGGAGUAGUGUUAACGUUAGCUUAACCGGUUAGCUAGCUACAGCGGAUAAAAUCCGACAGUGACCAGAAAAAUCAACAGUCGAAAAUGAUAAACUGCUUUUGUCUACAUCUUAAAUCAAAGAACUGUUCUUUUGAAAAAAUUACAUAGAAUUAAAAUGGUAAAUCUGCCACGUUAGCAUUUUAAAGUGCUUAUGUGCUACGUGAAAAGGGAAAGUUUAACCCAUAUAGCAACAGUAACUAAGGGGGGGGUGGGGCUUAAUUAACAGUCAGUUGUGUUCGGCAGCAAUCCAGCAAUAGUCUAAAAACUGUUGUCAAAAUCAGAAUAACAAAAUCAAAAUUUGUCCUCUGGGUCUCAUUAAAAAAAUAAAUCAGAUAUGCACAUGUUAAGAAAUGCACCUUUUAAGUUUUGUAGAUAGCCUACUGAAUGAAUUUCUUAAGCUUUAUUCCUUGUGUGCUGUUUUGCAUCUGUUGAAGAAAAUGUAUUAAAUUAAAGCAUUAAUUUAUUAUGAAAUAUCAUUUAUCUGCUUAAUAAAGUGCAGGCACAAAUACAGUAUCCAAACAAAUAUGUCAGAAAUUUGGGAUGAUGACCUGAGUUUGCACAUACAGAAAACUGUCUGUUCUGUUUCAAAGUAAACAAAUUGUGUUUUGGUGUAAUAAGCAGAACAUAUGAUGAUGAUAAUAAAAAACUACUGUAUUUUAUACAUUUUUGGAUGGGCAGAAAUUUUAAAUCAUUUUCAGUUUGUACAAUCCCUGCCACUGGCAUUGCCUUGAAUAAAUGCUUGCA
Messenger RNA from Xiphias gladius (swordfish), 3968 nucleotides. Its product is annotated as splicing factor U2AF 65 kDa subunit-like. The record is from RefSeq and is a predicted model, not a curated record. The coding region runs from base 81 to 1571 and encodes 496 amino acids. Gene Ontology annotation, cellular component: U2AF complex; nuclear speck; U2-type prespliceosome. The transcript is spliced from 10 exons. Lineage: Eukaryota; Metazoa; Chordata; Actinopteri; Istiophoriformes; Xiphiidae. Gene Ontology annotation, molecular function: pre-mRNA 3'-splice site binding; poly-pyrimidine tract binding. Gene Ontology annotation, biological process: mRNA processing.